GGGGCGCGGCGCCGAGGGCUCCGGGCGCUCCCGCUCCCCUUUGUUCGCGGGGCCGAUGGCGGCCGGGCCGGGGAGCGGCCCCGGGGCCCCCAGCGAGGAGGAGGCCGUGCACCUCUGCCGCAGCCUGGAGAUGGGCACCGUCAUGACUCUUUUUUAUUCGAAAAAGUCGCAGCGACCCGAACGGAAAACUUUCCAGGUGAAGCUGGAAACGCGGCAGGUUACCUGGAGCCGCGGAUCCGAGAAGAUCGAGGGAGCCGUGGAUAUUCGUGAAAUCAAAGAGAUUCGUCCAGGAAAAAACUCGCGGGAUUUUGACCGGUACCAGGAGGAUCCGUGUUUCCGACUGGAUCAGUCUCACUGCUUUGUUGUCCUCUAUGGCACAGAAUUCCGUCUGAAGACCCUCAGCUUGCAAGCCACUUCUGAGGAUGAAGUCAACAUGUGGAUCAAGGGGCUGAACUGGCUGGUGGCAGACACACUAAGGGCUCCCACCCCCCUGCAGAUCGAAAGGUGGCUCCGGAAGCAGUUCUACUCCCUGGAUCGCAACCGGGAGGACAGGAUCUCUGCCAAGGAUCUGAAGAACAUGUUGUCUCAGGUCAACUACCGGGUCCCCAACAUGAGGUUCCUGCGGGAGAGACUCACGGAUGUGGAGCAAAGGAAUGGGGAUAUCACAUAUGGACAGUUUGCACAGCUCUACCGCAGCCUGAUGUUCAGUGCCCAGAAAAUGAUGGAUGUCCCGUUCCUAGAAAGGGGUGCAGAAAGGUCUGAGCACUUCAGGGUGUCACUGCUGGAGUUCCAGAAGUUCUUGCUGGAGUACCAGAGGGAGCUCUGGGCUGCAGAUACCCUUCAGGUACAGGAAUUCAUGUUCAACUUUCUGAGAGACCCUUUGAGGGAGAUUGAUGAGCCUUAUUUCUCUUUGGAUGAAUUUCUCACCUUCCUGUUUUCCAAAGAGAACAGCAUCUGGAACUCUCAACUGGACAUGGUGUAUCCAGAGAACAUGAACAACCCCCUCUCCCAUUACUGGAUCUCCUCCUCACACAACACGUACCUGACGGGGGAUCAGUUCUCGAGCGAGUCCUCGCUGGAGGCGUAUGCCCGCUGCCUGCGCAUGGGCUGCCGCUGCAUCGAACUGGAUUGCUGGGAUGGUCCCGAUGGCAUGCCAGUCAUCUACCAUGGACACACCUUAACCACCAAGAUCAAGUUCUCUGAUGUCUUGGUCACUAUCAAGGAGCAUGCCUUUGUCACCUCUGAUUUCCCUGUCAUUCUGUCCAUUGAGGAUCACUGCAGCAUUGCUCAGCAGAGGAACAUGGCUCAGAAUUUCAAGAAGGUCUUUGGUGAUAUGCUGUUGACCAAACCAGUAGAUAUUUCUGCCGAUGGCCUUCCAUCUCCAAACCAGCUUAAGAGGAAAAUUCUUAUCAAGCACAAGAAGCUGGCAGAGGGCAGUGCCUAUGAAGAGUUACCCACAUCUGUAAUGUAUUCAGAGAAUGACAUCAGCAACUCCAUCAAGAAUGGGAUCCUCUACCUGGAAGACCCCAUCAAUCACGAGUGGAAUCCACAUUACUUUGUCCUGACCAGCAGCAAGAUCUAUUACUCUGGGGAGACAACCAAUGACCAAGGAAAUGAGGAUGAAGAAGAGCAAAAGGAGGUGAGCAACAGCAUGGAGCUUCACUCCACAGAGAAGUGGUUUCAUGGGAAGCUGGGAGCAGGCCGGGAUGGGCGGCACAUCGCGGAGCGGCUGCUGACCGAGUACUGCAUCGAGACGGGGGCCCCCGAUGGCUCCUUCCUCGUCAGAGAGAGCGAGACCUUUGUUGGAGAUUACACCCUCUCCUUCUGGCGCAAUGGGAAAGUGCAGCACUGCCGCAUCCACUCGAGGCAGGAUGCUGGCAGCCCCAAAUUCUUCCUGACGGACAACCUGGUGUUCGACAGCCUCUACGACCUCAUCACCCACUACCAGGAGGUGCCACUGAGGUGCAACGAGUUUGAGAUGAGGCUGACAGAGCCAGUGCCACAGACCAAUGCUCAUGAGAGCAAAGAGUGGUACCAUGCCAACCUCACCCGUGCCCAGGCUGAGCACAUGCUGAUGCGGGUGCCGCGCGAUGGAGCCUUCCUGGUGCGCAAGAGGAGUGAGCCCAGCUCCUAUGCCAUCUCCUUCCGGGCGGAAGGGAAGAUCAAACACUGCCGAGUACAGCAGGAGGGCCAGACCGUGCUGCUUGGCAACUCUGAGUUUGAGAGCCUGGUGGACUUGAUCAGCUACUAUGAAAAGCACCCCCUGUACCGCAAGAUGAAGCUGAGGUACCCCAUCAAUGAGGAGACACUGGAGAAGAUAGGGACAGCGGAACCUGACUACGGAGCCCUUUACGAGGGACGUCACCCCGGGUUCUACGUGGAAGCCAACCCCAUGCCCACCUUCAAGUGUGCUGUUAAAGCCCUGUUUGACUACAAGGCACAGCGGGAGGAUGAGCUCACCUUCACCAAAAAUGCCAUCAUCCAGAACGUGGAGAAACAGGAAGGAGGCUGGUGGAGAGGAGAUUAUGGUGGCAAGAAGCAGUUAUGGUUCCCUUCCAACUAUGUAGAGGAAAUCAUUGGUCCCAGCAGCCUGGAGUCAGAGAGGGAGCUGGAUGAGAACAGCCCCUUGGGAGACCUGCUGGGAGGUGUCCUGGAUGUGCCCUCCUGCCAGAUCGCCAUCCGCCCCGAGGGGAAGAACAACCGCCUCUUCGUCUUCUCCAUUAGCAUGGCCUCUGUGUCACGCCUGUCCCUUGAUGUGGCAGCUGAUACACACGAGGACUUGCUGGACUGGGUGAAGAAGAUCCGGGAGGCAGCCCAGACAGCUGAUGCACGGCUCUCUGAAGGGAAGAUGAUGGAGAGGAGGAAGAAGAUUGCCCUGGAGCUUUCAGAGCUGGUGGUCUAUUGCCGACCUGUGCCCUUUGACGAAGAGAAGAUUGGCACAGAGAGGGCCUGUUACCGAGACAUGUCCUCCUUCCCUGAGACCAAGGCAGAAAAAUAUGUCAACAAGAUCAAGGGCAAGAAGUUCCUGCAGUACAACCGCCUGCAGCUCUCCCGCAUCUACCCCAAGGGCCAGCGCCUUGACUCCUCCAACUAUGACCCUCUGCCCAUGUGGAUCUGUGGCAGCCAGCUGGUAGCACUCAACUUCCAGACCCCAGACAAGCCCAUGCAGAUGAACCAGGCCUUGUUCAUGUCCAGUGGGCAGUGUGGGUACGUCUUGCAGCCGACCAACAUGCGGGAUGACAUCUUCGACCCCUUCGACAAGAGCACCCUGCGGGGGGUGGAGCCCCUCUCCAUCUCCAUUGAGGUCUUGGGGGCCCGGCACCUUCCCAAAAACGGGAGGGGAAUCGUUUGUCCUUUCGUGGAGGUGGAGGUGUCUGGAGCUGAAUAUGACAAUGCCAAGCAGAAAACUGAGAUUGUGGCGGACAAUGGCCUGAACCCUCUCUGGACCCCGAAGCAGUUCCACUUUCAGGUCAGCAAUCCUGACUUCGCUUUCCUCCGCUUCGUGGUGUAUGAGGAGGACAUGUUCAGCGAUGAGAACUUCCUGGCUCAGGCCACCUUCUUGGUGAAAGGCUUGAAGACAGGUCUCCGAGCUGUACCCCUGAAGAACAACUACAGUGAGAACCUGGAGCUGGCUUCCCUGCUUGUCAAGAUAGACAUUUUCCCGAGCAAGGAGAAUGGUGAAAUAAACCUCUUCAGUGCUUCAGCCCUACGGGACCGAGCAGGGGAUGCUUCCACUCAGCUGCUGGGCAGCAGGGGCAGAGAGGGCUCCUUUGAGGCACGGUACCAGCAGCCCUUUGAGGACUUCCGAGUGUCCCAGGAGCAGUUAGCUGAUCACUUUGAGAGCCGGGAGCGAAGGGUACUGCGGAGGACCCGGGUCAACGGGGACAACCGUCUGUAGCCCAUCUCGGGGGGUGAAAGCACCUCCAGUGCUUGUGAAUCUCACGGCACGCUGUGAACUGGUUUCUAUGGAAACGGCACUGCUAUGGCCUACUUUCAGGCAGCUUUUCCAGUUUCUCUGCUGAAGUGUGUUUUGAGUGGAGAACUAAAAAAAAAAAACACAAACCAAUCAAAAAAAUCACCAAAAAAACCCAAAAACAAAAACAAACCCAAACAAAAAUAACCCCAAGCCUUCACCACCAAGCCCUUAAUGAAGCACAUCGGGGUAUGCAGAUGGUGACCCGCCGAGGUGAGAUGGACCUGUCUAUAAUAGCAAAGAAAAGAGACCUGGGGGGAAAAAAAAAUAAGAAAACCCCCACCAGCCCUCUGCCAUGGCUGCUCCACCUGUAUUCCUGGAGAUCCCGCAGCUCCUGGAGGACCUUUGCAGCCAUCCUUUGUGUACCUGUUCCCAGUACGCUGGCAAAGGAGGGACUUCAGCGACCAAGGCAGCACAGAUCUCUGUCCUGGUGGUAUUGCAUCUACCUACCUGUAUAGCCACUGCCUAUGGGUCCAGUAGUGAAACAUUUACAAGGCCUCUCUAGCUUUAAAUGACAAUAAAAGUGUCAGUAUUACACG
Molecule: messenger RNA, 4512 nt
Organism: Calypte anna (Anna's hummingbird)
Lineage: Eukaryota; Metazoa; Chordata; Aves; Apodiformes; Trochilidae
Gene: PLCG1
Product: phospholipase C gamma 1
Exons: 32
Coding region: 56-3898 (1280 amino acids)
Biological process (GO): positive regulation of epithelial cell migration; phosphatidylinositol-mediated signaling; phospholipid catabolic process
Molecular function (GO): phosphatidylinositol-4,5-bisphosphate phospholipase C activity; calcium ion binding; protein binding
Source: RefSeq, a predicted model, not a curated record